AGCAAAUUGUGUGCUUCUUCAGCACCUUCUGUGUUCACAUGCGAAGUGGGCCCGACUGGCGGUCGCACUGCAAGGUGAAUGAAGUGCUGGGCAUGCGCUGCAGCCAUUGCCUUACAGUCAGCCACUCCGGCGAAUGCCGCAACUCCUGCGGGCUUCGCAGCGAACUCCUUGGGCGCCUUCCUGGAGCAGAGCUAUGGGGCCGCCUAUGGUGUGCUGCUGGGAGUAGGCGAUGGCGCUCGAGCACUGGAACUGCUGGGUGCUUGGCCGCACGGGGUGCUCUUUCUGGUGGAUCCUUACAUCCACUUGCGGCGAGGUUAUGAUCGUCCCGAGAAUUUGGACGAUGCCGCACAUCAAAGGAACUACGACAAUCUGAGAAAUCGCCUACAUGAUCACGCAGGGGUUCAGGGCCGAUACUCGUUCGUGCGAGAGUUCUCCUUCACCGUGCCGCGCAUUUGGGUCGAAAAGAAAUGGGGUCCCAAGCCGUCGCUGAUCUUCCAAGAUGCCAACCCCUCCUACGGUGCCGUGCUGACGGAUCUCCGGGAGUGGUGGCCACUCUUAGCCGAAGGCGGCACCGUGCUGGGAAGCAACUACUCCACCGAAGGGGACGGCACAAGGGUGGGCGUGCAGCUGGCCGUGGACGAGUUUGCCGCUGGUAUGGGUCUCACGGUCUUUGUGACGGACGAGGAGAGAGAACCGCUGUGGAUUCUGCAGAAGCCGAGAUGAAAAAGACCGGUCAGAGGAUCAGAUGGGACAGAUGGGAUGGAC
This is a messenger RNA of Durusdinium trenchii, 765 nucleotides long. The record is from the annotation of a GenBank genome assembly. NCBI's taxonomy places the organism in Eukaryota, Dinophyceae, Suessiales, Symbiodiniaceae.